Rubroshorea leprosula is the source of this 1569-nucleotide messenger RNA. The record is from the annotation of a GenBank genome assembly. NCBI's taxonomy places the organism in Eukaryota, Viridiplantae, Streptophyta, Magnoliopsida, Malvales, Dipterocarpaceae.
ACGUUUUCCAUUUUUAGUUUUGCUAGCUGCUACAUUGGCAUUACCCUGGUUACAGGAAAUGGUGGGUUGUCAUAUUUUGAUGCUUUCCUUUUACAGUGCAUGUGAAAUAAAUACUCAACUGUAUCCAUUUAAUUCUGUUUCCUUUUAUUAAACUCAUUUUGUUCAUCUUUUGGCUAGUUAAAGAGAAUUUUUUGCAUUCCUUUUUAAACUCAUUUUAUUCUGUUACAUUGACAUGGUAUACUGCAUUUUUUUGGCAAAAACAUUGCAUGCUGCAUGAGAUCUUCCUUUUUCACGUAGAAUGGGAUCUAGAAAGUUCAAUACACUCAUGAGUUACUCGUCUCUCUCAUGUCCUGAGCCUUGGGGUUUCGAUGUUGGACACGUAGGGACAUCCUUAGCUUGUUUACGUCAUUAACAAACUAACAUAACUGGCUUUUUGAUGGUAGACUGGAAUCUUAACCACCUGCAGUUUAUGAUUAUGGAUAGGAUUAAAUUGACAUAUGUUUACUUUCUCGGGUGUCUUUUGACAGUAUUGGCGCUGAGCACGUGAGACUUGCAGGCUUGAAUCUGAAGCAAGCUUGUGAUGAGAUGCAUAAGCAGCAUUUCCUUUGCAACUUAGACCUGACAAAGAAUGAAUUCACCCGUACUCAGAACAAGCUGCAGGUUGUUGUUCAGAUGGAACGCAGGAUUAUGAGACUUGAGGCUAAACAACGAAAAUAGAGAUGCUAUCAAGUUCUCUUGAACAUGAGUACGAGUUCCCUGCUAGUCUGGAAAUCCAGUGAGUUGGGGAAAUCAUACUUAUUCCAGAAGAAACAAAGUAAAUUAACCGAUAGUCGGUAUAUAUUUCUAUUGCUUGCUGCUUCGUAUCAUGAAAAUCCUGCUGUAAGGAUGAGUCUCUAGUGACAUAAUAAUCUCUUUUAUGCAUUUAUGGAAAAAUAGAGAACAUUUAUCACCAAGGUAGAAUUGCAGCAUUGAAGUUUCUGUCCAAAUUGAAGUGCUAAAUUAUUGUGAGUGUAUUAGUUCAAGUCUUAAGUGUCUUACUAUAUAUAAUAAUAUCAAAAAGGUGUUGUCUAGUCUGCACUGCAACUGAAUUAUACAACUUAAACUAUUAGAUCGGAAUAGUCCCUUGAUAUUAGGAUUUGUGUUGCAUUUAAUGGUUCAUGUUUUGUAGUUUAGUGCUGUUCGGAUUACAAAAUAAAAAACAAAAUAUAUUAAUUAAAAGGGCAUAAUUGAUUGGGUGUAUUGGUGAUAUGAGAAUGUAUUAUUUUAGACACUUGAUGAAAGGUUAGCUUCAGGAAUAAACGACACAAUAACUGGUUCUAUUGCCUACUACUGAAUGAUCAAAUGAUUUGCCCAUGUGGGUGAUUCCGGACUUGCAAGACUUUUACAUUGGAUGUAAAUCAGCUCAAAGAACACAAAGCUAUAUUGGCAUAAAUGGAACUGCUGGCUAUGCGGCAACAGAUAAUAGUUUUAUUAUUCCUUUAAUUUGAUUGACAAAUGGAUUUUCUAAAGAGUUCUCUGUUUUGCCUAUUUGAAUUGUACUAGACUGCCAAAUAUAAAUGGUAAAAUAGG